This is a messenger RNA of Oncorhynchus gorbuscha (pink salmon), 4797 nucleotides long. Its product is annotated as integrin alpha-V-like. The transcript is spliced from 30 exons. Gene Ontology annotation, biological process: cell-cell adhesion; cell adhesion mediated by integrin; cell-matrix adhesion. The coding region runs from base 476 to 3616 and encodes 1046 amino acids. Gene Ontology annotation, cellular component: external side of plasma membrane; integrin complex. Gene Ontology annotation, molecular function: integrin binding. Lineage: Eukaryota; Metazoa; Chordata; Actinopteri; Salmoniformes; Salmonidae. The record is from RefSeq and is a predicted model, not a curated record.
CCCAGUAGCCCCAUACAUGGCUAUGGAACGGGCGAUGAGGGAAUAGAACUGCUGUUGGGAUAGUGUGAAACAUUGCGGAAGUCUUUUUUAUAGGGAACAACGCUCUCACUUCCUGUACAGUUGGUUUUUUAGGACUACUAAACACAAAACAUCGCUGUUGGCUACUGAGGUGUGUGUUGCCAUUUAGCACAGAUUGGAUACAUUGUAUCGCUUGAAUCGUGGAUUUAAGGACGCGAUCUGAUUCGAACUGGAAUCUUCUCACCGGAAAGAAGAAGACGUGAAAGUUUGUAGCCGUGAGCGGUUUUGCUGAGCUGGUUCGAGUUAACAUGCACAUGGUGUGUGGGAUGUCGCUGUAUCGUCAUUAGAACGACUACAAAGAGGAAAGGGGAACUCAUCACAGUAGUGUAUUAUCGCCAGACUAAAAACACGCCACACACACCCAGUUAAGACUUGCUACUCUACUGAGCACUUCAGGAUGGAACGACUUCGAAAACUUUGUCUAUCUUUGGCUUUGAUCCUGCCUUGUUUACAAUGGACAACUUGUUUCAAUCUGGACAUUGACAAACCCUAUGUAUUCUCUGGACCUAAAGGAAGUUAUUUUGGAUUUUCUGUGGAUUUCUUCCAGCCUGAUGCCAAGCAGUCAAACAUUCUUAUAGGAGCUCCCAAAGCCAACACCUCCUCAGCCUCUACAGUGGUGGAGCGAGGGGCAGUCUAUACCUGCCCAUGGCAGAAGAGUAGUGACUGUACCCAAGUACAGUUUGACAAUACUGAUGAUCGUAAGAAUAACGAGGGGCUCCAGAUGGAAUUUAAGUCCAACCAGUGGUUUGGAGCCACGGUACGGGCACAUGGUGAACACAUCCUGGCCUGUGCUCCUCUCUACCAGUGGAGCACGUACAGUGUGUCAGAGAGAGAGCCUGUUGGAACCUGUUUCCUGAAGAAAGGACAAGAAGUUGUGGAGUACUCUCCUUGUCGAUCUAAAGCCAACUCUCCAGAGGGACAAGGCUUCUGUCAGGCUGGAUUCAGUAUUGACUUUGUCAAGAAUAACAGGGUGGUUGUUGGAGGCCCUGGUAGUUUCUACUGGCAAGGUCAGCUGAUAAGUGAUGAUAUCUCUGAGAUCAUCACCAGGUUCAAUAGACAAUACUACACUCCUUACAGUAACCAGCUGACCACUAAGUCUGCCAGCGCUCAGUACGAUGACAGCUAUUUAGGUUAUUCUGUGACUGUCGGUGACUUCAAUGCUGAUGGAGAAGAUGAUUACAUUACCGGGGUACCCAGGGGAGACAAAGCUCUGGGCUACGUGAACAUCUUCAAUGGGAGGAAUAUGGAGUCGGUCCUGAACUUCACAGGAACACAGAUGGCUGCCUACUUCGGCCAUUCUGUGGCAGCGACCGACAUCAAUAACGAUGGGCUGGUGGAUCUGUUUGUAGGGGCCCCUCUGUUCAUGGACCGCGGUAGUGAUGGGAAGCUGAGGGAGGUGGGCCAGGUGUCUGUGUUCCUGGGGAAGGGAGGCUUCUCCUUCCACACACCCAUCACACUGAGUGGGACAGAGAUCUACUCACGCUUCGGCAGUUCUAUCGCCACACUGGGGGACCUGGAUAUGGAUGGCUUCAACGACAUUGCCAUAGCUGCACCCUACGGCGGGCCGAAGCACAGGGGCCUAGUGUACAUCCACAAUGGGAGGGCUGCAGGGCCUGACCCAGUGCCUUCUCAGGUCCUAGAGGGGAGGUGGGCGUCCUCUUACAUGCCCCCCAGCUUUGGAUACUCCCUGCACGGAGCCACCGAUAUUGACCAGAAUGGAUACCCAGACUUAAUAGUGGGUGUAUUUGGUGCAGACAAAGCUGUUCUAUACAGGGCCCGACCCGUCAUCAGUGUUAACGCCACCCUGGACAUCAGCCCUCAGAUCCUCAACCCAGAGGAGAGGAGCUGCAAGCUGCCUGACAGUGACACUAAAGUGUCCUGUUUCAAAGUGAAGUACUGUCUUAAAGCGAGUGGAAGAGGUGCACCAGAUUCACUGAAGUUCCAGGUUCACCUUGUCCUGGAUAGACUCAAACACAAGGGGGCGACAAAGAGAGUUCUGUUCCUCCACAGCAAAACGUCCCAGUACACGAAAAACAUGACGGUCAGCAACGGCCAAGGACCGGCCUGCGAGGAGCAAGAAGCCUUCCUCAUAGAUGACUCUGAGUUCCGCGAUAAGAUCACUCCCAUCUCUGUGUUCAUGGAGUUUAGUCUGGACUACCAGCAGGCUGCAGAUAAGACCGGCCUACUGCCUAUCCUGGAGCAGACUACCCUCACCAACAUCUCCAAACAGGCCCAUGUCCUACUGGACUGUGGAGAUGACAACAUCUGCAAGCCAGACCUCAAGCUGUCUGUAGUGAGUGACCAGAAGCAGAUCUACAUAGGAGAUGAUAACCCCUUGACCCUGGAGGUGACAGCGGAGAACAGAGGAGAGGGGGCGUACGAGGCAGAGCUCCAUGUCUUCCUUCCUCCCCAGGCUGACUUCACUGGGGUCGUACGCAACAGUGAGACUCUGUCAAGAUUGUCCUGUGCAUACAAGACAGAGAAUCAGACCAGGGUGGUGGUGUGUGACCUGGGGAACCCCAUGAAAGGAGGAAUUAAGGUGCUGGCCGGACUCCGCUUCAGUGUUCAUCAGCUCUCAGAGCAGGACACAUUUGUGAAGUUUGACCUGCAGAUACAGAGUUCCAACCAGUUCAACAGCACCAGCAGUCUGGUCUCCAGCAUCACUACGCUGGCUGUUCUGACCAAUGUGGAUGUCAGAGGGGUGGCGCUUCCUGACCAGGUCUUCCUGCCCAUCGCUAACUGGAAGCCCAAAGAGAACCCUGUCGUAGGAGACGACAUCGGUCCACAAAUACUGCACAUCUAUGAGUUGCGUAACAGAGGUCCCAGUACCUUCAGCAAGGCCAUACUGGACAUCGAGUGGCCCUACAGGUUCAACAACGGCUCUCUGCUCUACAUCACUAAACUAGAGGUGGACGGAGGCAUGAACUGCAGUACAGACAUGGAGAUCAACCCACUCAAUGUCUCAAAUCCUCUGUCAGCAGAGACAAAUGGUUCAGCUUCCACCAGUGGAGACAAUACAGAAGGGAGGAACAGGAACCAUGUUCACCGCAGAGAGCUGGCGAAGAAAGAGAUGGAGGGAGACCUGGAAACUCUGGACUGUUCCAAAGCCCAGUGCCUGAAGCUCCGGUGUCAGGUGGGCCGUGUGGAGAGAGGUCAGAGUACUACCCUGUACGUCCACUCCAGACUGGGGGUGGCCACCUUCCUCAAGACUGAGAGCCAGAACCGAUCGUUCACCGUGAGAUCCUCCGCUUCCUUCAGCGUCAUAGAGAUGCCUUAUAACAAGAACCUGGUGUCUGAGCUGCCCUCCAACGCAAUUACGGUGAGUAUGUCAGUGAUCUGGUUGCAAUCUGAUCCUGAACCUGUUCCCGGGUGGGUGGUGGCGCUGGCUGUGCUGGCUGGACUACUGCUGCUGGCUCUGCUAAUCUUCAUCAUGUAUAAGCUGGGGUUCUUCAAGCGUGUACGCCCCCCUCAGGAGGACAACACGGAGAAGGAACAGCUGGCACCGCAGGAGAAUGGUGACAGGAACAAUGAAGCCUGAGACCUCCAGCAACCCCCGGAGGUCUCCAGACUUCAACACCAGGACCUGCAUCUACACACUAUCUCUCACAAGUAGAACAUUUUGCAAAUAAAAAUAAAUAAAAAUCCCAUCUAGCCAGCAGAUAUUCAGGAGACCUCAUGAGCUGUCCUAACCAGUUAACAGUUACCAGUUGGUGUCUUGAUAAUAGAAAAAGGCAGUUAGUCAGUGGUUCCUGACCCAUAGACCUGUUCCUGACCCAUAGACCUGUUCCUGACCCAUAGACAGGUUCCUGCACCAUAGACAGGUUCCUGACCCAUAGACAGGUUCCUGACCCAUAGACAGGUUCCUGACCCAUAGACAGGUUCCUACACCAUAGACAGGUUCCUGACCCAUAGACCUGUUCCUGACCCAUAGACAGGUUCCUACACCAUAGACAGGUUCCUGACCCAUAGACCUGUUCCUGACCCAUAGACAGGUUCCUGCACCAUAGACAGGUUCCUGCACCAUAGACAGGUUCCUGACCCAUAGACAGGUUCCUGACCCAUAGACAGGUUCCUGACCCAUAGACAGUUUCCUACACCAUAGACAGGUUCCUGCACCAUAGACAGGUUCCUGCACCAUAGACAGGUUCCUACGCCCAUAGACCGGUUCAUGACCCAUAGACAGGUUCCUGCACCAUAGACAGGUUCCUGACCCAUAGACAGGUUCCUGACCCAUAGACAGGUUCCUGACCCAUAGACAGGUUCCUGCACCAUAGACAGGUUCCUGACCCAUAGACAGGUUCCUGACCCAUAGACAGGUUCCUGACCCAUAGACAGUUUCCUGACCCAUAGACAGGUUCCUGACCCAUAGACAGGUUCCUGCAACAUAGACAGGUUCCUGACCCAUAGACAUGUUCCUGACCCAUAGACAGGUUCCUGCACCAUAGACAGUCAAUUUCUUUUGAGUUGAAAGAAUGUUUAGCUAUUUCUAUGAUCAACCCAUACAUAAUCUAGACCUACAUGUGUCGCUAUUGACAAUGAUUUCACAAGAGGCCUAAUUCACAUGAUAUGACUCAAUAACUAUAGCCACUAAUGCAGGGCUGCCCAACCCUCUUCCUGGAGAACUAGUGUCCUGUAGGUUCAGUCCAACCCUCUUCCUGGAGAACUAGUGUCCUGUAGGUUCAGUCCAACCCUCUUCCUGGAGAACUAGUGUCCUGUAGG